GCAUGCGUACUGCGCGCUGUCUUCUCCCCGGCUGAGCAGCGGCGGCGGUGGCUUCAGGGACAGCGGCGGCGGCGGCGGCGGCGGCGGCGGCAGCCGCGACGGCGUUUGGAGUGGAGGAAGAUGGCGGCUCCCGGCGACCCCGGGCUCCGGCAGCGGUGAAGAUCCCCCGAGCACAGUAAGCACUGGCCUGAAGCAGAGCGGCUGUGCUCUGGCCCUGGCUCCUUCGCCACCGUCGCCGGAGACGCGAAACCGAGAUCGCGGAGCGUUCUGGACCAGAGCUUCAAGUGUGUGUCAUGGCCAGCUCCUCGGACAGUGAAGAUGACAGUUUCAUGGCUGUGGACCAAGAAGAAACUGCACUGGAAGGGACAAUGGAGCAAGAUGAGGACCCCCACCCAGUGCUGGAGGUUGAGGAGACGAGACAUAAUAGGUCCAUGUCUGAGCUGCCGGAAGAGGUUUUGGAGUAUAUUCUGUCCUUCCUUUCACCGUACCAGGAACACAAAACCGCAGCUCUGGUCUGCAAACAGUGGUAUCGGCUUAUCAAAGGUGUAGCCCACCAGUGUUACCAUGGUUUCAUGAAGGCUGUCCAGGAAGGAAACAUUCAGUGGGAGAGCCGGACUUACCCUUAUCCCGGAACUCCCAUCACUCAACGCUUCUCCCACAGUGCGUGCUAUUAUGAUGCCAAUCAGUCGAUGUAUGUCUUUGGAGGCUGCACCCAGAGCAGCUGCAAUGCCGCCUUCAAUGACCUCUGGAGGCUAGACCUAAAUAGCAAAGAGUGGAUUCGACCGUUGGCCUCAGGGUCCUACCCUUCCCCCAAGGCUGGGGCCACCCUGGUCGUGUACAAGGACUUGCUAGUGCUGUUUGGUGGCUGGACAAGGCCAAGUCCCUAUCCCUUACACCAGCCAGAGAGAUUCUUUGAUGAGAUUCACACGUACUCACCAUCUAAAAACUGGUGGAACUGCAUUGUCACCACACAUGGGCCUCCUCCCAUGGCUGGCCACUCCUCCUGUGUGAUAGGUGAUAAAAUGAUUGUCUUCGGUGGCUCCUUAGGAUCCCGGCAGAUGAGCAACGAAGUCUGGGUCCUUGACCUGGAGCAGUGGGCAUGGUCCAAGCCGAACAUCUCUGGUCCCAGUCCUCACCCUAGAGGUGGCCAGUCUCAGAUUGUUAUAGAUGAUGCAACUCUCCUGAUCCUUGGUGGGUGUGGCGGCCCCAAUGCUCUGUUCAAAGAUGCCUGGCUGUUGCACAUGCACCCAGGUCCCUGGGCCUGGCAGCCACUCAAAGUAGAAAAUGAAGACCAUGGUGCCCCGGAGCUAUGGUGUCAUCCAGCCUGCCGGGUGGGACAGUGUGUGGUGGUCUUCAGCCAGGCGCCAAGCGGGAGAGCGCCCCUCAGCCCCAGUUUGAACUCACGCCCAUCACCUAUCAGUGCCACUCCUCCAGCCCUGGCCCCUGAGACCCGAGAGUAUCGCUCCCAGUCCCCAGUGAGGACGAUGGACGAAGCUCCUUGUGUUAAUGGCCGCUGGGGAACAUUGAGGCCCAGGGCUCAAAGGCAGACUCCCUCAGGUUCCCGGGAAGGGAGCCUCUCCCCAGCCAGAGGAGAUGGCUCUCCCAUCCUCAAUGGUGGAACUCUGUCUCCAGGGACAGCAGCUGUCGGGGGUGCCUCCUUAGACAGCCCUGUGCAGGUGGUAUCUCCAAGCACUCCAUCUGCCUCUGAUGGGUACGACCUAAAAGUAGGACUUUCUCUAGCUCCCCGACGAGGGUCUUUACCAGAUCAGAAGGACCUGAGGUUAAGUUCCAUUGAUCUGAACUGGGACCUGAAGUCUGCCUCCAGUAGCAGUCAUGUGGAUAGUACAGACAACAGGACAGCUGCGGGGAGUGUGAGACACCCUCCAGAACAGACCAAUGGUGUUCACACCCCACCGCAUGUGGCCAGUGCCCUUGCAGGGGCUGUAUCUCCUGGUGCCCUGCGUCGGAGUCUGGAAGCCAUCAAAGCGAUGUCAUCUAAAGGCCCCUCAGCCUCGGCAGCACUGAGUCCUCCUCUUGGGUCUUCCCCAAGCUCCCCUGGGAGUCAGAGCCUGAGCAGUGCAGAAACAGUGCCCAUCCCUCGCCCAGGACCAGCCCAAGGAGAUGGUCAUUCCUUACCUCCCAUUGCUCGACGCCUAGGCCACCACCCUCCACAGUCCCUCAAUGUUGGCAAACCCUUGUACCAGAGUAUGAACUGCAAACCCAUGCAGAUGUAUGUGCUGGACAUUAAAGACACCAAGGAGAAGGGCCGAGUCAAGUGGAAAGUAUUUACUAGCAGUUCUGUGGUUGGACCUCCUGAAACCAGCCUGCACACCGUGGUGCAGGGCCGGGGAGAGCUCAUCAUAUUUGGAGGGCUCAUGGACAAGAAGCAGAAUGUGAAGUACUAUCCAAAAACAAACGCCUUGUACUUUGUGCGAGCAAAGAGAUAAUGUGGCCAACACCCCUUCCCUUUCUGUGUCUUUUAAUUUGGAAUUUUCCGGUGUGCAAACAUUUGGACUAAGACUUGGGAAAACAACAUGACUCCCACAAACCAAAACUCCAAUUCCAUGCCUAACUUGCUCCAGGCUGGGAUUAAAUCCCCACUAAGGAAAAGAUUAUAUAUAUAUACAGAUAUAUUAUAUAGCCAACUCUGUUUACAAUAAAGGCGAGAUCUUCGUCCUGGUUCAGAUCAGCUAUUGUGGUCUUAGUGGACGCUGUGCUGGCCUUUUCUACUCUGCUGAUGACUAGACCAGGAAGUAAGGGGACAGACAGACAGCAGUGACUUCCCAGAGGAAGCUGAAGUGCUCCCUGUGAUCUCUCUGUGGCCUCUCAGCGUCAGAAAUGAUGGCCUAGACAGGAUACCAAGGAAAAGGCUUCAGAUGCUGUGCUGCAGAUCAGAGUCACGUACAGAAGACAGCUCUUCUCUGCCUCCUGUUUAAACCAUGGAGGACCCAUGGUGGCUCCGUAGAAGCACCCUGUGCCUGGUCCCUUCUGCCCUCUGUGAUCCAGAGAAGACACCCAACAAGAAACACUGUUUUCCCAUGUGCUGGAGUCAUGCCGAAACAAUGUCUAUAGAGCCACCAUCCAUCGUCUGUCUGCCUCCUUCCUCCCUGUCCAUAGGUCUUUUUGGGUUCUCCCUACAUGUCUUAGCAAGCAUUCAAUGUCUGAUUAAGGAAUUUUCUGACAAUCGUGAUUGGUUGUAAGUUGCCAAAAAACAUACUUGAUCUCCUUUUAGAACUGGUCCCAGAGGCCUCUCCUGUCUGUAGGCUGCUCCCUGUCCUUCAGUGGUUUGGUUUGGGAUGUUUUAUUUUACUUUUUGUUCUAUUUGGUUCAUUUGUUUACAGCACCAGAACUUUCUCACUUCUUCCUCUCUGACAAAGCUCCAGUGUCCACAGAAUUGAGACAUUUUAGAGCCUUCCCAGCAUCCUCGUGGCCAGUCGGGACCUACUGCAGUGUGCUGGUACACACCUGUGACCCUGGCACUCAGGGUAGAGGCAGGAUAAUUUCAGGUGUGAGGUUAGCCUGGGUUAUAUGAUGAGACUUUGUCUCAACAAAACAAAGUAAAAUUAAGAUGCCAGUAUCAUUUUAAAAUAAAUCUGUGAAGCAUCAAAAGACACCUUUUAUUUUUAUUUUUAUUUUUUUCCAAGGUAGUACCUCACUAUGUACCUCACAGAGAUCCUCCUGCCUCUGCCUGUCACUUGUGACACAACCCUCUUUGCUGUGCUGUGCUGUUGACAAGUGACUGGCUUGAGUAUCAUGUCCUUGACGUUGGAGAUACACACUGACCAGGGAGCAGCUCUUCCUCCAUGUUGUCUUGUUCUUGUGUCCCCCAAACAGAGCUUUUGUUUCUGCUUUCACUUCAUUUCUUAGAUAAGGUAUAGUCAACCAGGAGAGUGGUUUGUUUGUUUUGUUCAUAGAGAAAACUAUAAAUCACUGGUCUCUAAGCCACAGCCUAGACGUAGGAGAAAUCAAAAUAAUAUUAUUUCAAAUGACCAUGUAACUAUGGUUUGGUGGUUUCUCAUCAGUGGGUAAAGGAUUUUUAUUUUACCUUUAAAACUGAUAUUGAAACAACAACAACAUGUUUCCCAGCGGCAUUCUCCCUCCCCCCUGUCAGCAUCCCCCAGGCACAAGGCUGCUGCAGCUUGUCCUAGCUCAUGGCCAGCACUCCACCCAUCCGACAAGUGUGUCUCCUGCUUCAUGUUCAGUCUUGGCCAUUAGCUUUGCUCUGGUGAUCUUGGCAGGAGAGCCCCCCCCCCCCAUUUUGAAACCCGGAAAAGGUGGGCUCUAGAGGAAGGGUAUGUGCUCUGGAGCUGCUCCCAAGGGAACACCCCCGUGCCUACUUCCUGUGUACCCCACCACUCCAGCUCCCUGAUCUGUUGCUGCUGCCAGUCCUUUGGCGGAGACUGAUCCUGUGGGGUCUUGCCUCAAGAGGUGAGGCCAGCAGAUAAGUCAGCCUUGCGUUGCUGAACCCUCUCUGUGGUGUUUGUGUGUGAACACUCUCUGGACUUGGUUUCUACUUAAACAUCAAGCAUUCGGACACCUGAAAGUUCAGAAUCUCUACUUUGUAGUCUUUCUCUUUGCCCUGUGGCCUUCCUAAGCUGCCUCUUAACUGUUGGUUCUUCGACUUCUGUCAAGUGGGCAGGCAACAGAAAUAUUAACCUCUUAGAAAGCUAUGGGUUCCUGUGCACGCGGGUCCUGGGGCUGCCCACACUACUGAGAGCCAGAUGUCUGCAGUCCCUCCAGAGAAAGCAGAACGAGCCUCGCCUGCACCCAGCCGUGUGGAACUUGGUGGUCCCUGAGUGCUGUAGAUGUUGCUGUGAGAAGUGACUCAGCAGUGGAGACAGUGGUCUCCUCGGCCUCAUGAGGCUGUGCUUGUCCUCCGACUUCAGUAUCUCAGCAGAGCUCAGCAGCCACAACACCAGUUCAGAUUUGACCACAACUCCCUUUUUGACACGAUACCAAUUUUGUCUUAAAAUUCACCAAGAGACAUGAGACAAAAUAUUUUGUUUGAACCCUCAGGAGCACCUAAACAAAAUAUUUAUCAGUAUUUAAGUAUUUAAAAUACAUCUUGUUUCUACUUGAAGCUUUAACCCUUUCCACUCCUGCAAGUGUGCCUUUGAGAGCCCUCAGUCAUAGUAACUUCAGUCAUUCUGUUGGCCUCGUGGGUGUGAGAGCUCUGGGCGCUGCUCUGCUGCGCGGAGCUUCCUGAUCAUGCAUGCCACAUAGCAUGCAGCAGAGAGCAUUCAUCCUCACUCGUUUCUGCCUUUCUUCUUGGCUUGGGAUGAAGGCCCCACAACCCCACCUUUCCCUAUAUUUUGGGAGCACCAAUAAGGUAUAGAAACAAACUUUAGUUUUGUUGAAAGUAAUGCUGGACUUGCUCUCCCAGCCUUGUGAUUUUAGUGUUCAAGGUCUGGCAAGAACUGAAACCACGAACUGUGGAGGAACGGUCUUGGAACUCCUCUAACUAAAGAAGAGAAGGCAGGAUUGCAGGAGGCUCGACCUGGAAAGACAGGAGGCACUACAGUGGGACGGGGGGGUCCUCCCUUAACUUUGUCUUUAUAAGAUCCUUCUGCCUUGCUUUUUCCCUUCCCCUUCAGUCUGUCCAUCUGUUUGUCCUUGUCCUCAUGGUGACUCUGGCAUGGUGAUGUACUCUAUUUGCAUUAUCUGUGGUCUCACCAGCACAUAGAACAGCGGGGAGGAUCUGAAGGAGUCCAGGGUAAGGAAGCCUGGCCUGGGGACUGCGGAAGGCAUGCUCUGCUGUCAUCUGCAGGUGGCCUCUCACUGCCCCCAUCCUGGGGAAGGAAAGCCAUCCUCUGGCUCCACUGUGCUCGCUCUGCUCGCUCUGUCCCCUCCUACCAACCAGGGCUCACGCUGGUGCACACCCACUGUGCCCUGACAAAGCUGGUGCUGUGAGUGAUGUUUCCCAUACAACUCAGGGGUGCCAGGCGGCUCACCCCAAUAGUCAUUUUAGGCACAUCACAGUGUAGGAAUGAAAAUGGAUUCCAUGGAUAUUUAAAUCUGUCAAUUUCAUUUUUGUUAAUGUUUUCCCCGAUGACUUUUUAGCAGUUUAACAAAUAAAACAACGGACUGAAUUGU
Molecule: messenger RNA, 6093 nt
Organism: Mastomys coucha (southern multimammate mouse)
Lineage: Eukaryota; Metazoa; Chordata; Mammalia; Rodentia; Muridae
Gene: Fbxo42
Product: F-box protein 42
Exons: 10
Coding region: 294-2447 (717 amino acids)
Molecular function (GO): protein binding
Source: RefSeq, a predicted model, not a curated record